This is a messenger RNA of Sporothrix brasiliensis 5110, 792 nucleotides long. RefSeq lists its product as uncharacterized. The transcript has 2 exons. Gene Ontology annotation, biological process: protein phosphorylation. Gene Ontology annotation, molecular function: protein kinase activity; ATP binding. The coding region runs from base 1 to 792 and encodes 263 amino acids. The record is from RefSeq and is a predicted model, not a curated record. Lineage: Eukaryota; Fungi; Ascomycota; Sordariomycetes; Ophiostomatales; Ophiostomataceae.
AUGCCGCAGAUAACAAGAGGGGUCCGGUGUCCCGCGGGCGGCAAGCGACUCAUGCACGGCGGCACAGGCACAGUCUAUACCUUUUGCGACAAACCUGGUGUCGUGGCCAAGCUGCCCUACGAAGACGACGACCACAAGGCGCUGUUCGAGACGGAGAAGCGCAUCUUUCGCCGUCUCGGCACGGCGCACCCGCACAUUGUUCCCUGCCUGGGCAUCGAAGACGACGACCGCGGCGGCCGCAUCUACCUCAAGCACGCCGCGCACAGCGCCAUCCGCCUCUACUUUCGGAGCGGCGGCCGGGCCAGCAUGGCCGAGCGCGUCCGCUGGGCGGCGGACCUGGCCUCGGCGGUCCACUACAUGCACGAAAAGGGCGUGCGGCAGGGCGACAUCGGCGGGCGCAACGUGCUCCUCGACGCCGACCGCACCAUUCUGCUCUGCGACUUUGCCGGGUCCGGGAUCGACGGCGCGCCGCCCGUCGUUUGGGCCGAGGGCGGGUUUCGGCACCCUGCGGACCGAGACCCAAAUACACGGACGGGCACGAUGCCGUGCGAGCUCCACGCGCUCGGAUCGACCAUCUACGAGCUCAUCACGUCCCAUGGCCCGCACGGGACCCACGAUGACGACGGCGCGGGUAUGGCUGCGCGCCUGCUUCGCCAGGGCGAGUACCCCGACGUGUCCAAUGUGGCGCUGGGCGACAUUAUCGAAAAAUGCUGGAAGACCGAGUUCUCUUCUGCACAGGAAGUUGUGGACUGCAUUCGCGAAAAGAGCUGGUUUAACGCCAUAUUUCAGUGA